This is a messenger RNA of Lutzomyia longipalpis, 5784 nucleotides long. Its product is annotated as WD repeat-containing protein 20. The transcript is spliced from 5 exons. The record is from RefSeq and is a predicted model, not a curated record. Lineage: Eukaryota; Metazoa; Arthropoda; Insecta; Diptera; Psychodidae. The coding region runs from base 395 to 2644 and encodes 749 amino acids. Gene Ontology annotation, molecular function: protein binding.
CUGAGAAAAUUUCUCAAAUGACAGAUUGACGUCACGAGUCACCCGUCCCAACAAUUCAGCGGAUUUUGACUAAUUUAAAUUUUGUGCAUUUCAAGGGAUUUUGUGCGAUUUGCAGUGCUCUUUCGGGUCACGAGUGCACAAUGCCCGGUGCUGCUGUACGCAGUGAUGCCUAGUUGGGGUCCCCUGUGCCUCCGUGGGGUGUAAAUAGUGUUUGCGCGAGAGUGCAGAGAAAAGGGAAAAAACUGUGUGUGUCGUGCGAAUCUGCCCAUUUUUCAACCUCCCUCGUCUUUCUGUGCGUGGCUGGAGGAUCCCCCGGGUUGUGUGCAGGUGGAUCUCUGGCCCAGGGUGCCCCCUUGAUGCGUGUACCCAGUGACGUGGGGAGUAGAGUGUCACAAUGGCUGUGCAACUCGAUCAGAAUGGGAAGGAUGAUUUAAAGACACAAUUUGUCACGAGGGAGGGCACCUAUCGGUUGAUGACGCUCUCCGAGUACUCGCGGCCAAAUCGUGUCGGCUACACCAACAACCAGAGCUCCCCGCAGGUCCGGGUGUCCAUUGUGUCGCUGCCGAGUCAUACAGCGCCCCAGCAGACGGCCUCACCGCCCCUCCAGGCAGCAACGCAGCCAGCCGCCUCCAUCGGCACCACCAACGGUCAGGAUGCGUCUGGCUAUGCACUGGCCACCACCGGCGGUGACCGGAUAUGCUACAACUUUGGCAAGGAGCUCUUCGUGUACGCCUACCGUGGCGUCAAGAAGCAAACGGCAGAUCUGAGUAAACCAAUUGAUAAGAAACUCUACAAGGGUACCAACCCGAGUUGCCAUGAUUUCAAUUCAACUAAUGCCACCAGCGAAGGUGCUCCCCUUCUUGUGGGCUUCACUACUGGACAAAUACAACUCGUCCAGCCUGGUCGCAGAGAACCUGGAAAAUUAUACAAUGAGGAGCGCCUAAUUGAUAAGACAAAAGUGACGUGCCUCAAGUGGCUCCCAUCGUCACCAAAUCUCUUCCUAGCCGCCCAUGCAUCGGGGCAUCUCUACCUAUACAAUGAGGAGCUCCCGUGUACGCCGACGGCCCCAAAUUAUCAGCAAUUCAAAAUGGGCGAGGGCUUUGUCAUCUACACGUGCAAGUCCAAGUCAACGCGCAAUCCCCUCUACAAGUGGUCCUUUGGUACAGACAAUGGAAGUAUAAAUGAGUUUAGUUUCUCACCGUGUGGCAGUAAUUUGGCCAUUGUGUCCCAGGAUGGCUUCUUGCGGGUCUUCCACUAUGACACAAUGGAACUGUUGGGGAUUGCACGAUCGUACUUUGGGGGCUUCCUGUGUGUGUGCUGGAGCCCCGAUGGGAAGUACAUUGUUGUCGGUGGGGAAGAUGAUCUCGUGACGGUGUGGUCAAUGCAGGAGAGGAGAGUUGUGGCACGGGGACAGGGGCAUAGAUCAUGGGUAUCCGUGGUGGCCUUUGACCCGUACACCACAUCCUAUUCCCACUGGGAUGGGCCGGAUUUCUCAGACGAUGAGAAUCCCAUCAAUGACGGGGGUUUUAGGAAUUUCAACACCACAGACGGUCACGAUAGUGAGACGCAAUCCGGACGACGGCCACCGUCCAGUGCGCGAGAUUCCGCAGCAGCGGAUAAGAUGGCCACGAGUUAUAGAUUGGGAUCAGUGAGUCAGGAUACUCAGCUGUGCCUGUGGGACAUCACAGAGGAUGUUCUACGGCAACCCGUGGGCAUUAGGCAUCGUCUUAGUUCCCACGAUCCUCAGCAGAAUCUCGUGAAUGGUGAAGUGGAGCACAAAGGGGCCUCAUCGUCGGCUUCUGGCUCAUCUGUAUCAUCUGCAAGCGCCGCUCUGACCAUCUCAAGUGGAGCAUCACGCGACAAUGUGGAUAAUUCGCGAUCUUCAAGCGGAAAGGGUGGUGUUGGUGGAACAGUGCCGGCCGGGAGGAAUGCAAACUCCCUGGCGAACGAUAGUGCCCCAGUGGCGACGAAUAGUGAUAGUAGUAAACAUUGGAACAGCGUGAGUGCAAAGAGUGCAAAGGGUGCGAAUGUGAUUGGGAAUUGUGUGGGGAAUAGUGUUGCGUCGAAGGCCACAGAUUCGCCGGAUGCGAAGAACGGGAGCAGCGGAAAGUCCUCAGAUGGGAUCUCAGCAUUCAAUACACUCACACAGAGACUUUCGCAUUUGGGCUUUGGGAGUGACAAGGCCAAAGAGCACGGGGGUAGUCAUCAUCAUAGCAAGAAAACCUUUAGUUUGUCCAAAUCAUCGGGGAAUCAUCAUUUUCUGCACAACAACAACAGCACCAGCAGCCCCGGGGAUACCACGAGCAAUGCCACGAAGCGUACAGCCACAACGGUUGCUGCCAAUGGCAAUGGGACAACUGAUGGGGAUGCCAGCAGUGGGAAUAGCAAUGUGGGUUCGUAUGAUCCAAUGAAGCUCAUUGGGACGUCAGCGUGUCCGCGUUUUGACGAAUGCCCCGUCUUGGAGCCGCUUGUGUGCAAGAAAAUUGCCCAUGAAAGACUGACGGCGCUCAUUUUUCGCGAGGAUUGCUUCCUCACGGCGUGCCAGGAUGGAAUUAUCUACACGUGGGCAAGGCCAGGAUUUUCGAACGCCCCACAACAUGCAAGUUCGAGUCCAACUGCGCCUCCCGGGGGGACGGUGGUUUAAUAGUGGAACCUUAAAGGAAUUUUCAUCUAUCUGAAUGAAAAAACUCCGUCAAGGAGGAGUUUAAAAAAAAUGGGCCUACGAAUAAAAUUCUCAUGCAAUUGGAAUACUAAUUAUAUACAAUACAUAUAGCGAAGCAACACGUGGCGUGAGUAAAUGAAGAAGAAAAAAACUUGUUUUAAAUUAAUAAAGAAUCGUGUUAAAAGAAAAGUGAAGCAGGAUGAAAAAAAAAUGUAAUGAGCAGUAAAUUAAAAAAAAAAUGAGGAAGAUUUGUGAAGUGAAACUGAUUUAUAUAGGAUACUAUUUAAAAAAAAAAACUCCAAAAAAUUAAUGAAAAAAAAAACAUAAAGAUUAUUAGUAGAAAAAAUUUUACACACACCAAAGAUAACAAAAAUCUUGUAAUUAAAACUAAGUUUACUGAAGAGAAAGAGAGAAAUGCGCGUUGAGGGUGAAUGGAGGAGUGAGAGAGAGAAAGUGAGAAGAGAAAAUAUUUAAUUUAAUGUUUUAAUAUUUUAAUUUUCAAUCUAAUUCUAAGAUUUUAAUUUUUACAUUAAUUGUUCAUUUAUUUUUAAAAACUUUCUUCAAGCUCUUUUAGCGAGUUUUUAAAGCAAAAGAACUGGCAUCGAAUUCCUACAAUAUUUAAUACUUUUUUUUUUUAGCUUUUCUUUCUGCAAAAGAAAUAUUUCUUUUUUAUCUUCCUGCAUAAGAGGCAUAAAAAACUGUGGAUUCUAUAAACUUUGAGGAUAUUUUCCCCUCCAAAAAAAAGCCACAAACUUGCGAACAAAUUCAACAGAUAAAUGAUUAUUUUUAUUGUAUCUCUUUAGAUUAAAAAAAGAAGAAGAAAAUAAUUUUACAAUUUACAAUAUAAAAGUUUAUUUUAUAAAAUUACUUUUUAUUUUAACUGUGAUUUAUUCUUAUAUUUACCUGCUUUUUUGCAAAAAACAAAAAAACAAACAAACCUAAAAGCCUUUCUGUGUAUUUUUUUUUAAAUUUUCAAACUGAAUCUUGAAAAUGUUUUUUUAAUAAAAACAAUUCUAUUUAGAAAACAAGAAAAAUCUGUCCAUCAAAGUAAAAAAAGAAAAAAAAUAAUAUAUCUCUGUACAAUUUAGUAAGAAAAACAAAUCAAUUCUUUCUUGUAAACAUUCCGACACUAAAAGUAGAACAAAAAAAAUUAAACCUAUAAUAAAAGGAAGGAAUGAUGAGCAAAAAAUAUAAUAAUAAAAUUAAACAAAAAAAAAUCUACUCUCACCAAGAAACUAAAAAGAAAAAUAAUAAAAAAGUGAAUACAAAAUUAAUAUUUUAGGGAAAAUAAGCAAGAUUAAAAAAAACACGUGAAGAGGAUGAAAGUCCUGAAAAAGAGUGAAAAAUAUAUUUUGAAUAAAUUAGCAAUUUUAAUGUUGUUACGUGCUGUUGUUUGAAUAAAAAAAAGUUAUUUUUAUUUUCUAUUGCGCUGUGCAGAGAAAUUAGAAAAAAAAAUAAUUCCUUGAUUCACUUUUUUAAUAAAAAAAAACGAAAGCAGCUUAUUUUUUUCUUAAAUCUUAUUUAUGUAAAAAAUGGUAAAUUUUGUAUGGAAAAGGAAAGAUGGAAAACAAAUUUGUAAGAAAAGAAAAUAAAUAAAAAAUAGAUAAAAGAAUGUAACUAUAAAACCUAUAAUGAUAACACAUUGAAUUAGAGAGUAUUUAAUGAAAAAAAAAAUCUUUUAAUUUUUAAAAAAAGAAAAUUACUAAGAAAAAGGAAAAAUAGUAAAAGAGGCAGUGAAAGAAUUAAAUUUAUUGACGAGAAAAAUCUGCAAAAUGCAAGAUAAAAAAAUAAAUGAAGCAAAAGUGAAAGAAAAUCAAAAGAUGAGUGAAGAAUCAUGGACAAAAGGAGGAAGGAUUUUUAUAUUUAAAUUUUACCAUUAAAAGGAGUAUUAUUCUGAAUAUUUUUUUUAAAGAAUUAUUUGGAUACCUAUGUUGGUUUUUUUCUAUUAAUUUUCAACAUAUUCUGACAUUUCGGAUCAAUAAUUACCAAAAAGAGUCAUAUUUGAGAUAUAAAGGUAGAUUCGGAUUCGAUUUUAGUAUUCUGGGAAAAAUCUUUAAAAAAAUUGAGAAUGAGGGAUGGUCAUGUUAUUUUGGAAAUUCUACAGGAAAAAAAGAGCCAAAAUGUGAAAAUUUCAAAUUUUUUUUUUUGAUUACAAAAAUUUAUUUUCUAAAUUGAAUUCUUAUCGGUAUUUGGCCAUUUUUAAGAGUGCAAGCAAAUUUCGAAGUUUUGGUUUCAAAAUUGGCUUGAAAAUUGCUCUUGAAAGUCCUCGAGUUUCCAAAAUAACGUGACCAUCCCCUAUUUGUUUUUUUUAAUCGGGUUUUUAAAGAAAAAUUACUUUUUCAGGGCUCUUUACAGAUCUUUCUGACUGAAUCUUUUUGAUUGAUUCUUGGAACAACAAAUUCUUUGUUUUUCUUUUAUAGAACGACAAUAGAACGGGUUAAAAACAUCAUCUGUGAAAAUCUUACAACACCUUUUAAGUUUUUAGAAAAGAAAAGAAGAGAUUUUUACCAAAAUCGACUCUAUAUUCCAAAAUACUCCGCUUUUAGAUUCAGUUUUGGUUAAAAAAUGUUUUCAAAGCUCCUAAAGACAAAGUCUGGAUAAUUUUUAAAUGAUUUUACUUUAAAAUUAUCUAAAAAAUCUUUUUUUUUAUUAAAAAUCCUUCCUCAAUAAAUCAGCAAAAUGAAUAAAAGUUGGAAAAGAUGUUUCUGUUGAUUUUCAUGCAAUAGUAUGAUUAGUACCUACCUAAUUAUGGUCUGAAAAUAAUGUUUUUAAAGAAAAAAAAUCGAAUAAUUUUAUAAUGCACAUUUCUGCUGACACGGUAUAAAAAAAAACAUUAAAAAAUACAUAUCCAAAAUUGUAAAAAAAAAAGAUUUCUAAAUUAUUAAUUUAUUGUGUAUACAGAAAAUUGGAGACUUUCAAAAUUAUAUUGACGAGUUUUUUUCAAUGAAUAAAAUGAAAGAAAAAAGUUUGCCAUUUUGUAAAUAAAAAGAAAUUGUGAAGAACAUGCAAAAUUAAGAGAAAAAAAUAAGAUUUUUUUUGAAAAGUAUAAAAUCAAGAUAGAAAUUUUCUGUAUAUAAAGUGCAUGUAAAUAAAUAAAAUAAUACGAUAAAUUUAAAAAAUUA